ACAGAAAGAUAGGCUUUCUUUCAUCAAAAUCUCUUCUCUCUUGCAGUUUGUUCUUGUCUCCAUCCUUUACUACUUUAUUCAACAGCUCUUUUCCCUUUUUCUAACUAACCCGUCACCUUCCCUCUUUACCAAUCCUUUUCUUGCUCUUCACUCCUCACUCUUUUGCUACUUCUAACCCACAAAAAGAAGCCAUAAUCCAACACCCAUUAAUUUGUGUCUUCUUUCCAAAAUAUUAAGAGAAACGAAGAUGGGAAAUUGCAACUGUUUUACAAACUCAAAACAAGCAAUGGCUGAGAUAGCUCCAUAUGAUCUCAUCAAAUCAACUACAGCCGUCCACUUAUACGGUGACCCCGCCACCUCUUCCACUCUCUACUUUCAUUUUGCUCUUCUUUACAAGACCAGAGCGCUUCAGUUUACACCCACUGAUGACCCGCAACCAGUGGUUCAAAUCGGGUCUGAAACGAUUUCGGGAACCCGAGAGAUGAUGGUCCGGUUCAUAGACGUGAAGUUGCCGCAGCCGCCGUUGGUUGUGCCGGUGGAGGAGGAGGGAUGUGAGACGGCGGCGUUGGUGGUGAAAAUGGCGGCGUUGCAACAUAGGAGUGUGGUGUGGCAUUUGGAGAGGAUGGUGAGGUGGAGUGAAGAUUUGGUGACACGUGGUGGGAGGAGGAAUGGUGAUCCGGCAAUGGGGAGUGAGAGGAUGGAGGUGAAGAAGUUUCAAAAGAGUUAUACACAGUUGUUGGAGGUCAUGGUUGAGCACGCGCAAAUGGAGGAGCGUGUGGUUUUUCCGCUUUUGGAAACGGCUGAGAGAGGGCUAUGUAAAGCUGCAAAUGAGGAACAUGGAAGGGACCUGCCCAUCAUGAAUGGAAUCAAAGAAGAUAUAAAAUCAAUUGUAGUUCUUGACACUGGAAGCCAUGACUACCGAGAGGCUCUUCGGAACCUUUCCUCUCGGCUCAGAUCAUUGCUGGAGCAUAGUAAAGAGCACUUCCAGGAGGAGGAAAGAGAUGUAUUGCCAUUGAUGGAGGCUAUGGAGCUGAGCAAGGAGCAGCAAUUGAGGGUAUUGGAGCAGUGUUUUGAUGUGAUGCAAGGGACCCAUUCGCAUUUGUUCAGCUCUUUUAUCCACGGCCUUCUCCCUCGAGAAGCAAUGCAGUACCUGGAUUUGAUUAUAAGUUGCAAAGAGGAAAAACUCGUGGCCCCCAUGCUUCUUAGGAUUAUCCAGUAGGAUGUUAGACCUGAGAAUGGAUUGCUGCUUUUUCGUACUGUUCAUAGAGAUAUACAAGAUGUUUUGUGUAUUCUUGUAUAGGGCUGGAGCUACUGGUAUUUGUUUUCUGAUACUUGCCUUUGCUCUGGUGUGCCAUUUUGAAACUGUUGUUUGUACGCACAGGAGCUUUUGCCAGGGAAUGAUUGACAAGUAACAGGAAGUUUUUAGAUUUGAUGGAGAAAAUCUACACAAAGAUAAAGAUAUAUAAGAGAUAUUUCCCAUCUCAAUGUUUAA
Messenger RNA from Populus nigra (black poplar), 1492 nucleotides. RefSeq lists its product as uncharacterized. Lineage: Eukaryota; Viridiplantae; Streptophyta; Magnoliopsida; Malpighiales; Salicaceae. The transcript has 3 exons. The record is from RefSeq and is a predicted model, not a curated record. Bases 248 to 1219 code for a protein of 323 amino acids.